AAAUUGUGCAACAUAUCGGUGGCAACACUGUAUUCAGCAUUUACCGAUUCGUUAUUUUGAUUUUGUCUUACUUUGAAAGUUUAAAUUUGCUCGUUGAUUGAGCUUAUCUACUAAGCGAACUUUUCUUGUAAUUAUGUAAUGGGCAGCUGAGACAAAUCGAUUUGACAAUGGAUAUUAUUUCAACGUCUUACGCAGAGGGCCAAUAUCUGAAGUGUAUCAAACACCUGUCUGACUUACCAACUAAUUCAUUGUUUGAAGAAUUCAUCGUACAAAACAACAUUUUGGUAUGCAAGUUCCAAAUUUCUUAUGUAAAGGAAGAUGAAGUGCUAAGAAGAGCAGUUGCCGACGAUUUCCUUCACUUGCAAAGCAAAACGUUGGCACUUCCACAAGAAAAAGAGUUUAGCUUAUUGACUUUAAGUUGUAGUUGUAACGUGAUAUAUUCACUACUCAAUUGCAAACAUUAUUGUGGGAAUAGUAUUAAGGCAACCGAAAUUGCUUAUAUUGCACUUGAGAAAGCACUAUGUAGUCAUCUGACUUUUUUUCCUCCAAGAAAUGACUCUCCUACUGAAAAUUUUGUAUCCUUGAUUCAUCAAUUUAUUGAGGCCAAGACUUUUAGGCAAGGUGAACUGCCUCUUUUAUUGUACAGCUGUGUACUUAUUUGUUUAUUCAAGUUAGAUUUAAGGUAUGUUCAGUUGAUAAAGGACACUCUGGAAAUCUUAGAACACAGUGGGAAAAAUGACAAUUAUUUUUCUAAUGAUGUACUUCUCCUUUCCCCUCUUGAAAUGCCAUUACAGCCUAGAGGGGUAAGAAUUUCCAGCUCUAUUAUUUGUGAUUUUUCAAAACUUUUUCUUUGCUUGUUUCACUGUGUCAACUCAUCUUGGUCUGAGGCACUUGCAUUGGAAAGUGGGCAAACCUCAUCAUUGUCUGAGAUCUGGGGAAUCUUGAAAGGAUUUGUGAAUUGUCAGUUGGCUAGCUGCACAUGCAUUGCAUCUAACAAUGAUGAGACAGAGGACUAUGGUAAAAUACAAAACAUUUAUUUGAAGUUCGCACGAUGUCUAAUCGGCGCUGCAGAGUUUGCUUUAAGAAAGCAACCGCUUAUGUCACUAAGGUUUUUAAGCCUUGCCGGAGCGGGAGAAUUGGCGCAAACACGAGCCUGUUCUAUUGUGAUGGCCUAUGCUGCCACACAGUUUAAAGCAUUGGGAGAAGUUGACUUCCAAAUUGAAGCACUGAAAAUUGCCGAGGAAUCGUUGGGGUGCCCCGUUUUUCAGCCCUCUUUUCAUUCUGAAUUUUAUGGAUUCCUUCUUGGACAGUUGAAACUAUUUAGUCUACCACAAAUACCAAUCUUGAGAUACCACCUCGCGCGAGUUUUUCUCCAAAAUCAACGAUACAAAGAAGCAACCGUUGAAUAUGAAAAAUUGUCAAAGACUCCAUUCCAAGAAAAUUGGAUUCCUUUUUCGACAGCUUUCGAACUUCGCUCACCUUCUACGACUAUUGUACUACACGAGUAUAUUCUGGCUCUCCUCCUGGCAAAUGAUUGUCAAAAGGCGCUUGACAUCAUCGAAUCUUCUUUGGAAGAAGAUUUCUUGAUACUCUUUUUCCAUGCGGAAAUUUGCGUCCAACUGAAGCAAAACAAAAAAGCUAUUAAGCUUUUAAGCAGGUCUAUUGCUAAACUUAAUGAACAAAAUUCCAUCACUUAUCCAGUAAACGGUUCUAAAGAAGUGAUCAUGUCAAAACUUCGCUUUAAAAUGUCGGAACUUUUGGAAGAAACUGGGAAUACGAAAGACGCUCAUCAUCAACUGAAACUGUCUUUCCAGAAUGGCAUGGUUAUGGACAGCAAAAUGCAGAAGUCUUAUCAUAAAUUGAUGAGUAAAUUAGGGAUGGCAAAAGAAAAUCCCGUAUCUUCUGAUCCCCAGCGAGAAAUAUUGGUGUUGAAAAUCCUUGAGUUUACGGAAGACCUCGGCAUUCACUACUUGAUGGGCGCCAUAAAAGGUGUAAAUUUCUUGUAAACAAUUAAGCUUUGCAAGAACAGAAAAAGACGUAAAACUUUUUUGUGUAGGAGAUUUUUACUGUCAAUGUGAACACUUGGGACCAGUAGUGACAAAACGAUUAUCCAAAUAAA
Molecule: messenger RNA, 2119 nt
Organism: Daphnia carinata
Lineage: Eukaryota; Metazoa; Arthropoda; Branchiopoda; Diplostraca; Daphniidae
Exons: 5
Coding region: 168-2006 (612 amino acids)
Molecular function (GO): protein binding
Source: RefSeq, a predicted model, not a curated record